Messenger RNA from Aphidius gifuensis, 3859 nucleotides. RefSeq names its product suppressor of hairless protein (gene Su(H)). Gene Ontology annotation, molecular function: RNA polymerase II cis-regulatory region sequence-specific DNA binding; DNA-binding transcription activator activity, RNA polymerase II-specific. Gene Ontology annotation, cellular component: nucleus. The transcript has 2 exons. NCBI's taxonomy places the organism in Eukaryota, Metazoa, Arthropoda, Insecta, Hymenoptera, Braconidae. Gene Ontology annotation, biological process: regulation of transcription by RNA polymerase II. Bases 1168 to 2700 code for a protein of 510 amino acids. The record is from RefSeq and is a predicted model, not a curated record.
CAGUCGGGCGGGGAUAAAUAAAAGAGAACGGAGGCAUGAAAUUUUUAAAACAAUUCUUAACUCUUUAUAUGUGUAUACUCUUCUUAUUUAUUUUUUAAUAUGUUUUAUAUAUAAUAUUUUUAUUUGUAUUUGUUGAAAAUUAUGUGCAUUAGAAGGGGAAACAAGACGGGGUAGAGGCGCUAGUAUAGUUACUCUAUAACUUCUACCUCUACAACGGUAAAACAAUAGGAAAAAAUAAUAAUAAAAAUAAAAAAAAUAAAAAAACAAUCAGUACACUAUUUUACAAAGUGUGAGACCGUAUUUGAGAAUCAGUCAUACUAAAAUUCUCAAAGAAUUAAGAUCUUUUUUUUUUUUCGUUUUUUUUUUUCAAUUUUUAUUAGACUUUAUUUUUUAAUUUAAAAAAAAAAAUAUAAAUUUUUAAAAAUAAUAACUAAUUUUUUAUAAUAGCCUUUUCUUUAUUUUAUUUAAAAAAAUUUUUUAUAAAUUUUAUUUAUAAUGAUAUUUGAAUGAAACCGCGCAAAAAAUAUUAACCAAUUAUUUUAUUUUUAUUAAUUUCAUUUUAAAAAAAAAUAUAUAAAUAAAUGUGUUGGUUAAACUAUUUGUAAAAUAUAUCGAGUAGAAUAUUUUUUUGAAUUGGAUUGGACUCUUCAUGGAUUGGACAAAAAAAAAUCAACAAAAAGUGGGGAGCUAAUUGUAAUCACAAUUUGUCAAUGGUGACUGAGCUUGUGUAUGUGUGUGUAUGUGUAUCAACAAUUUGGUAAAAAAAAAAAAGCAAUAAAAAUGCAUUUGUUAUUAUUUUAUCAAUCAAUUUGAAUGUUUACUCCAAUUGUGUUAAAAUCCAAUGGUCAGUUGAAUAAAAUUUAUAUUUAUUUAUACAUAUUAAUAAUAAUUUUAUGUCAAAGUUUGUGAUGAUGAGAUGAUAUAAAAUAUAAAUAUCAGUGAUGUUUAUAGCUUGUCAUCGGUCGAUUGGAUAAUUAAAUCAAUUUAAAAUAUUCACGAUGAUCAAACGAAAACAUGUGUUAUUCUUGUAGCUAAGGAUAAAAAGCAAAAUAAUGAAAUGAAAAUAAUAGCUAAUAAAUAAAAAGAAAUAAUAAUUAAAAAAAAGGAAAUUAAUCAACAAACAAAUUGAUAAAUCAAGUACUAAAUUAAAUAUAAAUAAAAUAAAUAAUGCCACAUCAAUUUGGUUUGCCGGGAAUGGCUCACAGUAUGCAAUCACCAACAUCACCAACGACAGUAAUGUCAACAUAUCCAAGAUUUAAUACUGGUGUUUAUCGUAAUGAUAAUCAAGAUCAACGUUUAACACGUGAAGCAAUGGAACGUUAUUUACGUGAUAGAAGUGACAUGGUUAUUGUAAUUCUACAUGCAAAAGUUGCACAAAAAUCAUAUGGAAAUGAAAAACGUUUUUUUUGUCCACCACCAUGUAUUUAUUUAUUUGGUGAUGGCUGGAGAAUGAGACAAGAAAAAAUGUUACGUGAUGGUGAAACAGAGCAAUCAUCACAAUUAUGUGCAUUUAUUGGUAUAGGUAAUUCAGAUCAAGAUAUGCAACAAUUAGAUUUAAAUAAUGGUAAACAAUAUUGUGCUGCUAAAACAUUAUAUAUAUCUGAUUCCGAUAAACGUAAACAUUUUAUGUUAUCAGUUAAAAUGUUUUAUGGUAGUGGACAUGAUAUUGGUGUAUUUCAUAGUAAAAGAAUAAAAGUUAUAUCAAAACCAUCUAAAAAAAAACAAUCAUUAAAAAAUGCUGAUUUAUGUAUUGCAAGUGGUACUAAAGUUGCAUUAUUUAAUCGUCUUAGAUCACAAACAGUUAGUACACGUUAUUUACAUGUUGAAAAUGGUAAUUUUCAUGCAAGUUCAACUCAAUGGGGUGCAUUUACAAUACAUUUGCUUGAUGAUAAUGAAUCUGAAUCAGAAGAAUUUCAAGUACGUGAUGGUUAUGUACAUUAUGGUAGUACUGUUAAGUUAGUAUGUUCAGUAACUGGUAUGGCAUUACCACGUUUAAUAAUACGUAAAGUUGAUAAACAAAUGGCAAAUUUAGAAGCUGAUGAUCCAGUAUCACAAUUACAUAAAUGUGCAUUUUAUAUGAAAGAUACUGAUCAUAUGUAUUUAUGUUUAUCACAAGAAAGAAUAAUACAAUUUCAAGCAACACCAUGUCCAAAAGAACAAAAUAAAGAAAUGAUUAAUGAUGGUGCAUGUUGGACAAUAAUAAGUACUGAUAAAGCUGAAUAUCAAUUUUUUGAAGGUAUGGGUCCAGUACGUACACCAGUAACACCAGUACCACUUGUACAUUCAUUACAUUUGAAUGGUGGUGGUGAUGUUGCUAUGUUAGAAUUAAAAGGUGAUAAUUUUACACCAAAUUUACAAGUAUGGUUUGGUGAUGUUGAAGCUGAAACAAUGUAUAGAUGUCAAGAAAUUAUGUUAUGUGUUGUACCAGAUAUAUCACUAUUUCGUGGUGAAUGGUUAUGGGUUAGACAACCAACACAAGUACCAGUAUCACUUGUACGUAAUGAUGGUAUUAUUUAUGCAACUGGUUUAACAUUUACAUAUACACCUGAACCAGGACCAAGACCACAUUGUCCACCAGCUGAUGAAAUUAUGAGAGCAACAAGAGCUCCAAAUUUACCACAUAAUAAUCAAGCAAAUAUGCAACCAGCUAUUGCUGAUAUACCAUGGAAUCAUCAUCCACCAACUCAACCAGGUCUUUGAUAUCAUUUGUCUUAUUUUAUAUUAUCAUUUAAAUAUGUUUUUUUUCUCUCUAUCUCUCUUGAUAUUGAUUUAUUCAUUUAGAAAAAAAACAGCAACAAAUACCAGUGUAAUAAUUUUAUUAGUUAAUUAUGUAAUAUCGUACCAAUUUAAUUACCAAGAUAUCAGAAAAUAAUUAUUAUUGUGUUUUAUUUUAUUUUUUUUUAACUAUACAAAUUAUAUUCAUAUUAUUUCUUAUCGAUAUUUUUUAAUAUGAUACUCAAUUAUAAAAGAUAAUAAUUAUUCUGUAAAUAUAUAUUGAUAAUUUAAAAAAAAAAAAUUAAACAGUUUAUCAAUAUUUGUAAUUUCCAACAUAAUUUAAUGAUUCAAACGAAAAAAAAAAUACAAAACAAUUAUGUAAAUAUAAUAAAAAUAAUCAACAUAAUUAAAUUUGCAAUUUUUUUUUUUUAGUUAUUUUUAAAUGUAAAUAAUUUCAGCAUAAUAUUAUUAAUAAUUUUUGCACUGAAAUUAAAAAAAUAAAAAUAAAAGUGUCAACAGAGUUAUAUAUCAAAAAAAAUAAAUAAAUGAUAAUUGAAAUUAUAAAAUGAAAAUUUAUUAGCAUUCAAUUAUUAAUUAGUUGAUAAAAAAAUAUUAAAUAUGUGAAUUAAUAAAUUAAAAUAAGUAAAUGAAUUAUUUUAAGUAGCACAUUUCUGGAGGAUAUGAGAUAAAAUCGGAUAUAUUUAACUAAAAAUUCCUUCUCAAUGCAUUGUUGUUAUUGUUUUACUACAACAUUAUUUUUAUUUCAUGGUGGGAAUUUACCCACGAUUAAAAAACUUCAUUGUGGCUCUUCAUAAUUUACAGAGAAAAAAAAAAAAAUAGACACAUAUAUAAAAUAUAAAAACUCUUUUGGAAUAAUAUUUUUCUUAAAAAAAAAAACAAGAACGGAUACAAAAUUAUAAUUUUUUUUUUCUUUUAAUUAUAAACUAAUGGUAUAAUUUUUUUGUUUAGUAUAAUAAUUUUUAUAUACAGAUUUAAUUAUUUUUUUUUUGAUUCAAAAACUCUUUGAUUAAUUUCUUUUUUUUUUCUUAUUGUAUUUUAGAUUUGAUUAAAUUUAUGAUUUGGGUAUUCGUAUUGUUCGUUGUUUGUUCAUAUUUGUCAGCAUAAGUGAAAUAUAUGAUGUUAA